GCCCUCGUGAGGUGCCGCUGGCGGCGCUCGAUCUCUUUUGCGGCACGCGAUCCUCAAAGUGGCUCGAUUCGGUGAGUCAGUUCAGUUGCGCGGAGGCCGCUGCCGAGGCCAGACAUGCAGUGAAAUAAUGCGCCUGUUGCUGCUGCUGUGCGUGCUUAGCUGCGCGGCGGCCGCCACGGACGAGCGGCCAAAAUAUCCUACCUCGAUUCAUGAAAUGGUCAAAGCUCACUUGGCGGCCAGCCGGCGUUCGCGGACGACGAAAGGCCACUGGGGCCCGUGGUCCGGCUGGUCAGAGUGCUCCUCAUCCUGCGGGGGCGGUGUCAGGUCGCAGACUAGACAGUGCUUGCCAGGUCCUCUCAAACAAGCCACGACGGGCCGUCGACGGAGUAAGCACCACGGCUGUCUGGGUCUGUACCGGCGCUACCACGUGUGCAACACCCAGCUCUGCUCCAACGGCGACCUGAGGGAGGCCCAGUGCGCCGCCUUUGACCUGAAGCCUUUCAGCGGCCGCAACUUCCACUGGAAGCCGUUUCUGGACGCUCCAAACCAGUGUCAGCUGAACUGCCGGGCCGAUGGGCAACGCUUCUACGCAACCCUAAACCAAAGUGUGGUGGAUGGCACCGCCUGCCGACCUUCGCAGGGGCCGCUGGGGCGGCCGGCGGCCGCAGCCAAGCAGUGGGUGUGUGUAUCGAACGAGUGCAAGCACGUGGGCUGCGAUGGGGUGGUCGGCUCCGACCGGCGCCUGGACGCUUGCGGCGUGUGCGGCGGUCGCAACACCUCUUGCCAAAUCAUUUCUGGUCUCUUCUCCAACCACGCCGGCCUGCAGGUCGGAGCCAUCAGCACCAUCACCACCCUGCCGCGUGGUGCGUGCAACAUCAGCGCUGUCCAGGUGGCACCUUCAGCAAGUGAAUUAGUGCUGCUAAAUUCGACCACUGGGCAGAAAAUACCCUUCGACCGGACAUUGUUCUACCACCAGUCCGAAGAGAGCAACAAGGGCGAAUCCCUCUCAUACCGCGGCCCGCUGCCAGAGGCCGUGGACCUCGCCCUCAACUACGGUGGCGGUCCGCUUGGCGUGCGCUACCAGUUCGGCCUGCCAACCGGCGAGGCCGUGCAGCAGGACGACUCGACCGCCCUUCGCCCUCGUCGCAGGUCGCGCACCAAGUUUUCCUGGCACAUGCUGGCCGCCUCGGAGUGCUCCAAGUCGUGCGGAGGCGGCCUGCAGGCGGCCAAAGCCGUGUGCACGCGGGAGGGCGGCGGCCACGUGCCCGAGAAGAGGUGCAACCACCUGGAGAAACCAACGGCCAGGAGCAUGAGGUGCAACGUGCGGCCCUGCCCUGCGGAGUGGGAGUACGGACCCUGGGGCCCUUGCUCGGCCACCUGCGGCCCGGGAACCCAGGCUAGAACCGUCGCCUGCAGGCAGCAUAUUUCAGCAACCAUGACAAACAUGAAGGUCAAUGACGCUGCCUGCCUGGGGCAACGGGGUGCCCGCACCCAGCCGUGCAACCAGGGCUCGUGCAGUGCGGCCCGCGUCGGCGAGCUGCCGCAGGAUGGCCCCCAGGGAGGUGCCCAGGGCCACUGGCUGACCACCGCGUGGACCGAGGGCUGCGCGUGCGGCUCUGGCGUGCAGACUCGGCGAGUGGCCUGCUCGGCUGCGAGCUGCGACGGCGGCCAACGGCCCGCCGAGUCGCGGCCGUGCGCCAGGGUGUGCCGCGAGGCGCACUGGUUCUCAGGACCGUGGAGUCCGUGCUCGACGCGGUGCGGGCCGGGCCGGCAGACGAGGCCGGUGCUGUGCCUGAGGGCCAAGGCGGCCGUCGACGACCACCACUGCGCCGACCACGAGCGGCCCCUCGCUGAGAGGGCCUGCGAGGAGCGGCCGUGCGGCGGCCAGUGGUUCUCCAGCGAGUGGGGCGCCUGCGAGGAGGAAUGCGGCCCGCAGAGCAGGCAGGUCAGGUGUCUCGACGAGAAGAACAGACCAGCAGAAGACUGCGCCAAGGACGAGAAGCCGGUGGCCAGGCGGCCCUGCUCCUCCUGCUCCAAAUCAGCGUUGGAGCAGAAUGUCGUGGGGAGCGAGUUGCCACGCGCGCAGCUGCUGGCGCGGCAGGACCACGAGGUAGAGAAUUGCAGGGACUCGCUGCGCGACUGCGGGCUGGUCUUACGCGCGCGCCUCUGCACCAACCGCUACUACCGCACGCGCUGCUGCGUGACCUGCUCCAAGGUGACACCCUGACCUGAAGGUGGCAGACAGACUGACUCGACAGACGGAGGAAGGAAGAGAUUGAGUUCUGAAUGCGAGUGCGAAAAGUGCGCGACAGAGAGCGUGAUUCUGCAAGAAUUGUCUCCUUAAAUUCGCCUUUUGCGUGCGAAAGCUGUUAGUUUCGAAGCCACCAAAAGAUGGCACCACCGGUUACUUACGAUUUUAAGGCAGUUUUGUUGCGAUUUAGGACUCAAUCCUAAAUAAUGCACUAAAAGAGGGCUGUUUAUUGAUUCCGCAAAACCAGUAAAUCGAUAAUUACAUAAAAAUUUGAUUUGCGACUUGUGUCACGCCUCCUUUUAAUUCUUUCUGUUGAACAACGUCCCUGGUUCAAAAUUCUCGCGAGUUUCGCUCUCAUCUAGUGGUUGCUGUUCACAGAUAAUCCGCUGGAAGUUUUUAGGUUUUACAGCCAUUUUUAAAAUCAUAAAAAUACGGUGGCGCCAUGUAUUGGCAGCUUAGUGCACUAAAGUUCUUCCGUUAAAUGGUGAAUUCCGCAGUAUAUAAUUAUUAAUAAUUACAGUGUAUGUCUAAUUUAAAGCGUAAAAUAAAUAAUGCUAAUAUUUAAAACAGACCGAGAAAGAAAGAAACACACGCAUAAUAAUAUAAUCACGUAUAUUCGUGUAAUAAAGCAGACUGAUCAGCGUAAUUUACAA
Messenger RNA from Cloeon dipterum, 2904 nucleotides. RefSeq names its product thrombospondin type-1 domain-containing protein 4-like. The record is from RefSeq and is a predicted model, not a curated record. The coding region runs from base 128 to 2227 and encodes 699 amino acids. Gene Ontology annotation, biological process: proteolysis; extracellular matrix organization. Lineage: Eukaryota; Metazoa; Arthropoda; Insecta; Ephemeroptera; Baetidae. Gene Ontology annotation, molecular function: metalloendopeptidase activity. Gene Ontology annotation, cellular component: extracellular matrix. The transcript has 10 exons.